GUGGGAGCCUUUCGGUUUCUUAUAAAAAGAGACGCGCGACGUCGCGACGUCGUAUUCACACCGGUGGUGGACGAGCAAAAACGUCAUACUCGAUCUCGGAAAAUCGAAGGGUGAAGCAUACAGUGUCGUUUUAAAAUAAAUUUUAUCAUUUAAUAGAUAAAAUAUCCUUUCUUAAGUUUUUUUAAGACAUUGGUUUUAUUUUGUAAAACUUUGUUGGAUUAAAAUUAAAGCUGCAAUGUCUUCGGCGAUGUAUGAAUCCUUGGGUGCCAAGGUUGCCAUGUUCAAUCAAUAUGCCAGCAAACACAAAGACAAGCAGAGCAAAAAUCCAUUCACAUCUGGUUUAAACAUUGAAAAACCAACAUUCUCCAAAGAGGAAUACGGCAGACCAGAAGCAGGUUCCUUAUCGGAUUUGCGUGGUCGCAAAGCGAAUGAUGAUAUAUUGAAAGAAAUUCUGGAGCUUUGCGAAAUUAUUAGUCAGGAAGGUACACCCUGUCGGGAUCAACCUGACGUAAUUGGCAUCACGUUUGGUGACAUCUUCAAUAUUUAUACUAAUAUUAGUAGUAAAUGCGUUGGCCUAUUAUUGAGAGCGAGGAAGCAGAAGUAUUUAGAAUUCGAAGGCGAAUGCCUUUUCCAGAGGAGAGACGACGACGUGCCGAUAUUUUUAGUCAAGCCCAUCGAGGAAAUUCGUAAGGAGUAUAAUCAGCGACUGGAAGAAACCCGGAAGAAUUUACUGGACAGUUAAUGUAAAUGAUAGAAAAUUAAUAAUUAUAUAAUAAUUAUUAUCUAAUUAUUAAAUAAUUAUUAUUUUCUAAUUCUAUUAAUAUUAUCUAUCCUCGAAAGAACAUUCGCAGUCUGUAUUUAUUCGCCUAUAUUUUAUAGUAACACAAAUGACCAUUGUAUAAUAUACGAUUUGUUGUAUUCUUCUCGUUUCUUCUCGGAUUUUAUACAAGAAUGAGUGGAAAUCGAUGAUAUUAAGAAUGGAUGAAUGUAAAUGGAUGUAAAUAUUUCAGGAAUAGUGCAAAUGAGAUAUGUUAAUGCGAUAAAAUGAUCAGUACGAUUAAUACAAUUUUUAUGGAACAUCUCUUUGAGACAGUCAUCUUUGUAUAAAUAUAGCGCGUAAUAAAUAAUUAAUACAUCUUACAUAUAUCUCUCACU
Camponotus floridanus (Florida carpenter ant) is the source of this 1155-nucleotide messenger RNA. Its product is annotated as actin-binding Rho-activating protein. NCBI's taxonomy places the organism in Eukaryota, Metazoa, Arthropoda, Insecta, Hymenoptera, Formicidae. Bases 236 to 742 code for a protein of 168 amino acids. The transcript is spliced from 4 exons. Gene Ontology annotation, biological process: positive regulation of Rho protein signal transduction. Gene Ontology annotation, molecular function: actin binding. The record is from RefSeq and is a predicted model, not a curated record.